Rhinolophus ferrumequinum (greater horseshoe bat) is the source of this 1479-nucleotide messenger RNA. It is a transcript of the gene SLC51A, whose product is annotated as solute carrier family 51 subunit alpha. NCBI's taxonomy places the organism in Eukaryota, Metazoa, Chordata, Mammalia, Chiroptera, Rhinolophidae. The record is from RefSeq and is a predicted model, not a curated record. The transcript has 9 exons. Gene Ontology annotation, molecular function: transporter activity. Gene Ontology annotation, cellular component: endoplasmic reticulum membrane; plasma membrane. Bases 214 to 1236 code for a protein of 340 amino acids. Gene Ontology annotation, biological process: bile acid and bile salt transport.
CUCUGAGAUAGGGACCCACAGGCACAGGAAGCCUGAGGAGGGAGAAAUCCCCAGGUGAAGACAAAGCCACUGCACCUACCUUCUGCGGGAGAUCUCUGGAAAAGCCUGCAGGCAGCACGGCCAGGAGCCGCCUCCCUCAGGGCCCUCACCUGCCCGCCCGCCCUUCCUUGCCCCUCAGUGCCUGCCAGGAGAACCGGAGACGGAGAGAAGACAAUGGAGCCAGACAGGACUCAGAUAAAGCUUGACCCCAGGUACACGGCAGAUCUUCUGGAAAUACUGAAAAAUAAUUACAGCAUCCCCUCUGCCUGCUUCUCUCACCCUCCCACUGCAGCCCAGCUUCUGAGAGCACUGGGCCCUGUGGAAAUUGCCCUCACGGUCGUCAUGACCGUGCUUGUGCUGGGCUCAAUCGCCAUCUUCCUGGAGGAUGCUGUUUAUCUGUACAAGAACACCCGUUGCCCCAUCAAGAGGCGGACUCUGCUGUGGAGUAGCUCUGCACCCACGGUGGUGUCCAUGUUCUGCUGCUUCGGUCUCUGGAUUCCUCGUUCCCUCAUGCUCGUAGAAAUGGCCAUAACCGCGUUUUACGCGGCGUGCUUUUACCUGCUGAUGCAGGUUAUGGUGGAAGGCUUUGGUGGGAAGGAGGCAGUAGUGAGGACACUGAAGGACACGCCGAUGAGGAUCCACACAGGCCCCUGCUGCUGCUGCUGCCUCUGCUGCCCCCCACUCAUGCUCACCAGGAGGAAGCUCCAGCUGCUGAUGUUCGGUCCAUUCCAGUACGCCUUCUUCAGGAUAGCACUGUGUCUGGUGGGCCUGUUUCUCGUCCCUGACGGCAUCUUUGACCCAGCAGAUAUUUCUGAGAAGAGCACAGCUUUAUGGAUCAACACUUUCCUUGGUGUGUCCACCCUCUUGGCUCUCUGGUCCCUGGCCAUCAUUUUCCGUCAAGCCAAGCUGCACCUGGGCGAGCAGAACAUGGGAGCCAAAUUUGCUCUGUUCCAGGUGCUUCUCAUCCUGACUGCCCUGCAGCCAGCCAUCUUCUCAGUCUUGGCCAAUGGCGGGCAGAUUGCUUGUUCGCCUCCCUUUUCCUCUAAAAUCAGGUCUCAAGUGAUGAAUUGCCACCUCCUCAUACUGGAGACUUUUCUGAUUACUGUGCUGGCACGAAUGUACUACAGAAGGAAAGACGACAAGGUUGGAUAUGAACCUUUUUCUUCUCCACACCGGGAUCUGGACCUCAAAGCCUGAGGCGGAUGGCUUGGACAAUGAAAGAGACACUGGACUCGUGAGACAGGCACAACAUUUCUUCACUGUCCCUCCACCUUGACCAAAUGGGGAAGGAUUCCUUAGUCAGCACAAGCUGGCCGAUUCUAUUUGACUAUAGAGAUGAAGGUGAAUUAUGUAAUAGGAUGAAAUUGUUUUUGAUAUUGCCUUUGACGGUAUUUUAAGUUUUAUUACAUAAUAGAUAGAUAAACAGGAUGAAGUUUGAAA